Messenger RNA from Nematolebias whitei (Rio pearlfish), 1311 nucleotides. RefSeq names its product wingless-type MMTV integration site family, member 5a (gene wnt5a). Gene Ontology annotation, molecular function: cytokine activity; frizzled binding. Lineage: Eukaryota; Metazoa; Chordata; Actinopteri; Cyprinodontiformes; Rivulidae. Gene Ontology annotation, biological process: multicellular organism development; canonical Wnt signaling pathway; cell fate commitment. Gene Ontology annotation, cellular component: extracellular region. The record is from RefSeq and is a predicted model, not a curated record.
GGAGGCUGCUGGGAUUAUUGAGUUGAAAUCUUCAGAGUGGAUUACAGUUUAUAACUCCUGAUCUGAGGCAGGAUGAACCUGAGGCUCAGCGGUGUCUGUCAGCCAGUCUGCUGGCCGUUUGGCAGCUUGUUGGACUCCAGAAACUGUGUCUUUGCCCUGACGCUCGUCACACUCCUCAUGCAGGUGGUGGUGGAGGCCAACUCGUGGUGGUCUUUGGCCAUGAACCCUAUACUGAUCCCAGAGGCCUACAUCAUCGGCGCCCAGCCUCUGUGCAGCCAGCUGCCGGGCCUGUCUGCAGGCCAGAAGAAGCUGUGCCAGCUCUACCAGGACCACAUGCAGUACAUCGGCGAAGGUGCCAAGAUGGGGAUCAGAGAGUGCCAGUACCAGUUCAGACAUCGACGCUGGAACUGCAGCACCGUGGACAACUCCUCUGUUUUUGGACGCGUCAUGCAGAUAGGUGAGCCGUGCCUGCAAAGAGGGCGAGCUCUCCAGCUGUGGGUGCAGUCGUGCGGCUCGCCCCAAAGAUCUUCCCAGAGACUGGCUGUGGGGUGGCUGUGGAGAUAACCUGAACUAUGGCUACAGGUUCUCCAAGGAGUUCGUGGAUGCAAGUGAGAGGGAGAAGAGCUAUCCAAAAGGCUCAUAUGAGAGCGCACGGCUGCUGAUGAACAUUCACAACAACGAGGCAGGAAGAAGGAUGGUGUCAGACCUUGCAGAUGCUCAAUGCAAGUGCCAUGGCGUGUCUGGCUCCUGCAGCCUCAAGACCUGCUGGCUGCAGUUGGCCGACUUCCGUAAGGUGGGAGACGCACUCAAGGAGAAAUAUGACAGCGCUGCUGCCAUGAAACUCAACCCACGUGGGAAACUGGUGCAGAUGCACAGCAAGUUCAACCCUCCCACAAAUCACGAUUUGGUGUACAUCGAACCCAGUCCAGACUACUGCUUGAAGAACCAAAGCACAGGCUCCCUGGGCACGGUGGGGCGCCUCUGCAACAAAACCUCAGAGGGCAUGGAUGGGUGCGAGCUGAUGUGCUGCGGCAGGGGUUACGACCAGUACAAGGCCCAGAUUGUGGAGCGCUGCCACUGCAAGUUCCACUGGUGCUGCUAUGUCAAGUGCAAGCGCUGCACCAGAAUUGUAGACCAAUUUGUCUGCAAGUGAGAAGAGACGCGUCGACUUGCGGAUGAUGGGCGUUCACUUGUGAGAGUUCUUCAGCGGUGGAACAGAGGGGGAGCGCGAACGGAAGAAAGAAACUAUAUAAAUUAUAUUUAUAGAGUUAAACAAUUAUGUCUUUGAAAAAAAAAAAAAAAAAAAAAAAA